AUGCGCAGCUAUCAAGUGACUUUGAUUUUUGGCAUGGCCCUUCUAUGGGCGGUGGUUAGUGGCACCACCCAACCGCCGAGCACCAGGCGCCCGCCGCUCACCACCGCUCGUCCCACCAGCAGGAGCUGCCCGCUCUUCCCGGCGGUCUGCUCGAGGACCAGCCCCAGGGUCUGCGGAAGGACCGCGGGGGAGUGCCAGCGGUUCGAGAACAUCUGCCACCUGAUGCUGGCCAAUGUCCUUCGGCUGCCCGAGGGAGUGCGGCACACCCGCGACAUUGACUGCCGCACCGUGCGGGGAGACGGCCCCGCCCACCGCCGCCCCUGCUACGAGCCCUGCCCUCCGCGUCCCGUCGUCUGCAAGCGGUCGCAGCCCAGCCAGCACAUCUGCGUGCGGAGCAGGAACAACAGGCAGUGCAAGGUCCUGGCCAACAAGUGCCAGCUGCGCAACCAGAAUUGCCACAGCCAACCCAAGAACAACUGGCUCCGCACCGACAAGAGGCGCUGUGGCCAGCUGCAGCUGGGCGACAAGCCCCAGGAUUGCCUCAAGGUGCCGACAAAAAUUUGA
This is a messenger RNA of Drosophila rhopaloa, 564 nucleotides long. RefSeq lists its product as uncharacterized. The record is from RefSeq and is a predicted model, not a curated record. NCBI's taxonomy places the organism in Eukaryota, Metazoa, Arthropoda, Insecta, Diptera, Drosophilidae.